ACAUUCAUAGCCUGAUCGUCGAGCUGACUGGAUCUGUCACACAUUGCCUGAUCCUUGAUCUGACUAGAUUUGUCGGACAUAACCCACCUACAUCAUGCUUGUCCUGAUUUAUCUAUUAUCAACAUGUCUUGUGGGGGCGUAUUGUCAAUGCCCGUACGGAUUCGAUGUCAUCAAGAAUUCGAAUUCGAAUUCGAAUGCUUGCUACUUAAUAGUGGAGAUGAGUUCAACGUGGAUAGAAGCUAAGCAAUACUGCGAUGUGCUGGGAGGCGACUUGGCUGCAUUUGAGACAGAAGACGAAAUGUCGCCCGUGAGAAAAAUGUUGCAGGAGUUCCUCCCAGAGGGAGAGAGUUCGUUCCAAAUGAACUUUUGGGUAGACGGAACUGACAUUAUAGAGAAGGGGAAAUUCUAUUGGAUGGGAAAAAAUGGAAACCAGGAACGAGUCUCCUACUACAAGAAAUCGUCGAACGGACAGACGGACAACGCCAAUUUACUGUCAAGCUGUCUAGAGCUAGGAAGUAAUAGAAACUUUGGCAUGAGCGACCAGAACUGUAGCAUGAAACAGGGCUUCAUUUGUGAGGCCAGCAAGUAUAGCGACAACGAGGAAUAAGCAGUCCUACAAGUGUUUAUUUUGAUACAAAUAAACAGUACUCUGGUUUAAA
Pecten maximus is the source of this 659-nucleotide messenger RNA. Its product is annotated as perlucin-like. Bases 95 to 607 code for a protein of 170 amino acids. The transcript is spliced from 6 exons. Lineage: Eukaryota; Metazoa; Mollusca; Bivalvia; Pectinida; Pectinidae. The record is from RefSeq and is a predicted model, not a curated record.